This is a messenger RNA of Biomphalaria glabrata, 1199 nucleotides long. Its product is annotated as variant surface antigen E-like. The record is from RefSeq and is a predicted model, not a curated record. The coding region runs from base 132 to 1199 and encodes 355 amino acids. Lineage: Eukaryota; Metazoa; Mollusca; Gastropoda; Planorbidae. The transcript has a single exon.
UUUUAAAUACUUUGCUUGUUAUUAUCAGAAAUCCACAUAUUCAAUAAACAUCAGACUCAACGAACAUACGCAAUAAGCUGUCAUCAGACUCAACGAACAUACGCAAUAAGCUGUCAUCAGACUCAACGAGCAUGCACAAUAAACUGUCAUCAGACUCAACGAACAUGCGCAAUAAAUUGUUAUCAGAUUCAACGAACACGCACAAUAAACUGUCAUCAGACUCAACGAACAUGCUCAAUAAACUAUCAUCAGACUCAACGAACACGCACAAUAAACUGUCAUCAGACUCAACGAACAUGCGCAAUAACCUGUCAUCAGACCCAACAAACAUGCACAAUAACCUGUCAUCAGACUCAACGAACAUGCGCAAUAACCUGUCAUCAGACUCAACAAACAUGCACAAUAACCUGUCAUCAGACUCAACGAACAUGCGCAAUAACCUGUCAUCAGACCCAACGAACAUGCGCAAUAACCUGUCAUCAGACUCAACGAUCACGAAUAUAUAUACAACACACUGGCAUGAGGUGCAACGAACACAUACACGACCAACUGUCAUUAGACUUAACGAACACAAACAUACACGACCAACUGUCAUCAGACUCAACGAACACAAACAUACACGACCAACUUCCAUCAGACUCAACGAACACAAACAUAAACGACCAACUGCCAUCAGACUCAACGAACACAAACAUACACGACCAACUGCCAUCAGACUCAACGAACACAAACAUACACGACCAACUGCCAUCAGACUCAACGAACACAAACAUACACGACCAACUGCCAUCACACUCAACGAACACAAACAUACACGACCAACUGUCAUUAGACUUAACGAACACAAACAUACACGACCAACUGCCAUCAGACUCAACGAACACAAACAUACACGACCAACUGCCAUCAGACUCAACGAACACAAACAUACACGACCAACUGCCAUAAUCGUCUUCAUCAAGCACUAUCGAAGCGUCAUAUUGAGUCAAAAGUCAAAAGAAUCUGCGCAUGCGCGUAAAGCGUAUAUGUGGUUAAGAGCGAGUAACUUAACGAAUAGGGAUAAGGCAAUCUCUGCACACACUUGCAUACAAAAUACUCAGAUGACAAAACUAAUUUGUGGUAAGUACUGUAAGGAUCCCUCACUUAAAGAAGGAAUGCACACAGCUAAUGAGUCUCAAACUACAACCCGCAGAUGGUGA